UCCAAAUUUCUCUGUUUUCUUUCUCCAAAUCAUCAACACCAUUAGAAAGAAACAAAGUAUAUGUUGUGAGAAUCUCGUGUUCGUUCAAGCCAUGUGUCCUUAUUCAUGUUUGGAGUUUGUAAUUACUUGAUUCUUUUUUGAAUCCCCAACACACACACACACACACACAUUUUUUCUAUGAUCUUAACAACACACAACAAAUAACGGAGUUUCCUAUAACCCCAUUACUUGAUUCUUGAUUUUCCCAAUUUGAGAUCCUCUUUCUGAGCUGUUGAUUUUAUCAAAGAUGAACGGUGGUGAUGCUUCUUCAGCUGCUGCUCCACUGCCGUUAGAAUGGAAAUUCUCUCAGGUUUUUGGUGAACGUACGGUUGGUGAAGAAGUUCAAGAAGUUGAUAUCAUCUCAGCUAUUGAGUUUGAUAGAACUGGCGACCAUCUUGCCACUGGGGAUCGAGGGGGUAGGGUGGUAUUAUUUGAAAGGACAGAUACAAAGGAGCAUGCUGGAAGCCGAAGAGAAUUAGAGAGAAUGGAUUAUCCAGUCAUUCGGCAUCCAGAAUUCCGCUACAAGACAGAAUUUCAAAGCCAUGAGCCUGAGUUUGAUUAUCUGAAGAGUUUGGAGAUUGAGGAGAAGAUCAAUAAGAUCCGGUGGUGCCAAAUGACUAAUGGUGCCCUCUUUCUUUUGUCUACUAAUGACAAAACUAUAAAGUUUUGGAAGGUCCAAGAGAAGAAAGUUAAGAAAAUAUCUGACCUGAAUAUUGACCCUUCCAGAGGUGUUGCAGAUGGCAGCAUGCCCAGUUCAAGCGUUUCUUCCAGUCAAAAACAGUAUCUUGCAAAUGGGUGCUACACAGAUGGAUCUUCCAAAUGUUUAAGCAAUGAUUUGUCAUUGCCACCUGGGGGUCUUCCUGCAUUACGUUUACCUGUGGUUAUGAGCAGUGAGACCAGCCUUGCUGCUAGAUGUAAAAGAGUGUAUGCCCAUGCACAUGACUAUCAUAUCAAUUCUAUUUCAACUAACUGUGAUGGGGAAACAUUUAUAUCAGCUGAUGAUCUCCGUAUAAACCUUUGGAACUUGCAAGUAAGCAAUCAAAGCUUCAAUAUUGUUGAUGUCAAGCCAGCAAAUAUGGAAGAUCUAACUGAGGUGAUAACUUCAGCUGAAUUUCACCCUACCCACUGUAACAUGUUGGCUUACAGUAGUUCAAAAGGAUCAAUACGUUUGGUAGAUUUGCGGCAGUCAGCAUUGUGUGACUCGCACUCUAAAUUGUUUGAGGAACAGGAAGCUCCUGGCUCUAGAUCCUUUUUUACCGAGAUAAUUGCUUCAGUUUCAGAUAUAAAAUUUGCAAAGGCGGGAAGAUACAUACUUAGUCGUGACUAUAUGACCCUUAAGCUAUGGGAUAUAAACAUGGAUUCUGGUCCAGUUUCAACUUUUCAGGUUCACGAAUAUUUGAGACCAAAGUUAUGUGAUUUAUACGAGAAUGAUUCUAUCUAUGAUAAAUUUGAGUGUUGCCUUAGUGGUGACGGUUCGCGAGUAGCAACUGGAUCUUAUAGUAAUCUUUUUCGUGUGUUUGGGUGUGCUGCGGGAAGCACGGAAGCAACUACAUUAGAAGCGAGCAAAAACCCCAGAAGACAAGUCCAGACCCCUUCGAGGCCUUCCAGGUCCUUGAGCAGCAGUAUAACACGUGUUGUCAGGAGAGGAUCAGAAAGUCCUGGCGCUGAUGCUAAUGUUAACUCAUAUGAUUUCACUACCAAACUGCUCCACCUUGCAUGGCAUCCAACUGAAAAUUCAAUUGCAUGUGCUGCUGCAAACAGCUUGUAUAUGUAUUAUGCAUAAGUCAUGACAGGAGGAAUCGGGUUCUCUUGGUUUGCAUUUCCUGGAGUUGCUUUUUCAGAAGGCUUCUUUUCGAAUCAACUUGAGAUUCUACCAUUUCUCACUUCCAGAAUCCUUGCCGACGUAUAGUACAUGCUCUUAAUGUUAAGGUCUAGAAAUGGCUCAAAGAAUGGACAAUUUAGCAACUUAUUUGUCAAUGACCUGGCAUUCUUGUUUUCUUCUUACCAUUUUCUCCUUUACCCUUUUCGGGAUUUCCUAUGUAUCUGGUUAACGUCAGGAUAGAUGUCAUUGUUGUAGUUCUCCCUCAAUCAAAACUGAUAGAUGUGCAGAAUUCGUUAUUAGAUAAGGUAAAUGCAAUUUUACUCGAAAUCUUGCUGGAAAAA
Molecule: messenger RNA, 2202 nt
Organism: Lycium ferocissimum
Lineage: Eukaryota; Viridiplantae; Streptophyta; Magnoliopsida; Solanales; Solanaceae
Product: serine/threonine protein phosphatase 2A 55 kDa regulatory subunit B beta isoform-like
Exons: 14
Coding region: 287-1822 (511 amino acids)
Biological process (GO): peptidyl-serine dephosphorylation
Cellular component (GO): protein phosphatase type 2A complex; cytosol
Molecular function (GO): protein binding; protein phosphatase regulator activity
Source: RefSeq, a predicted model, not a curated record